AGCAAAGAUGACGUCGACAUCUAUAAGAAAGACUGUAGUCCUUUGAAUCCACUUCGCUGUGCAAUGGGAGACCUGAGUGGUCGACACGGCUUUCUAUCGGUUGGCAGUGAACGCACUCUCAUAUCCGACCCAAAUUUGCCGCUCUCUGGCAACUAUUCAGUUAUGGGCCGAUCGCUCAUUAUAUUCAAAAGCAAUGGAGAUGUCAUACCUUUGGGUUGCGCUAACAUUAAGCCUGACGUACAUCUCGUGAGUAAUGUUGCCGUUAGAAAAAAUCCGGCCUUCACUGUCGCCAAAUUCAUGUCUCAUAUGAGAGGUCUUCUCAGCACAACUGAUUGGUUAGUUGUACCUGAUAUUCACUACACCAAAGACAUUGCCAAUAAUGAAUGUGUUCAGUUAUCCGUCAACUUUUAUGGUCCAGAAGCCCAUAAACUUCAGGUUGAGUUCAGUAAUCUAAUCAAUUUGGGAACUGUUAAGCGACAAACACGAACCGGCAUUCAAUCCGUGUCAACCUUUUACAAGCCGUGCAAAACUUACCUGAGUGGUCGACACGGCUUUCUAUCGGUUGGCAGUGAACGCACUCUCAUAUCAGACCCAAAUUUGCCGCUCUCUGGCAACUAUUCAGUUAUGGGCCGAUCGCUCAUUAUAUUCAAAACCAAUGGAGAUGUCAUACCUUUGGGUUGCGCUAACAUUAAGCCUGACGUACAUCUCGUGAGUAAUGUUGCCGUUAGAAAAAACCCGGCCUUCACUGUCGCCAAAUUCAUGUCUCAUAUGAGAGCUCUUCUCAACACAACUGAUUGGUUAGUUGUACCUGAUAUUCACUACACCAAAGACAUUGCCAAUAAUGAAUGUGUUCAGUUAUCCGUCAACUUUUAUGGUGCAGAAGCCCAUAAACUUCAGGUUGAGUUCAGUAAUCUAAUCAAUUUGGGAACUGUUAAGCGACAAACACGAACCGGCAUUCAAUCCGUGUCAACCUUUUACAAGCCGUGCAAAACUUGUAAGAUUUUACCAUUUCUAUGA
Messenger RNA from Oppiella nova, 1017 nucleotides. The record is from the annotation of a GenBank genome assembly. NCBI's taxonomy places the organism in Eukaryota, Metazoa, Arthropoda, Arachnida, Sarcoptiformes, Oppiidae.